Molecule: messenger RNA, 267 nt
Organism: Protopolystoma xenopodis
Lineage: Eukaryota; Metazoa; Platyhelminthes; Monogenea; Polystomatidea; Polystomatidae
Source: the annotation of a GenBank genome assembly
AUGUUACAGGAUUUUCUGCUGACGAAUCUCUCCAAGGAGGUGUACAAACCGAAUACAAUCAAUUUCUCCGCCCAAACCAGUGCCAACCAAACACAAAAUAUCAUCAUUUCAAAACUGGAUAGACGCAGGAAAGGAGUCUUUGGCCCACCCGUCGGUAAGAAAAUCGUUUUCUUCGUUGACGAUCUGAACAUGCCCAUACGAGAGGUCUACGGUGCCCAGCCACCGAUCGAGUUACUGAGGCAAUGGCUAGACCAUUGGAAUUGGUAA